Schistosoma turkestanicum is the source of this 2478-nucleotide messenger RNA. NCBI's taxonomy places the organism in Eukaryota, Metazoa, Platyhelminthes, Trematoda, Strigeidida, Schistosomatidae. The record is from the annotation of a GenBank genome assembly.
CGGCACUUUUCCGUUGGUGAGGCGGUGUGUUUGUAGUUUUGGAUCGGAUGUAUCCCUGGCCAGUGCUUGAGUUGUAGCAGGUAUUUGGGUUGUUUUUGGCUGUUUUUCGGUUACUUGUAAAACCGUCAAUCCUCUCCAUAUUUCCUAAUGGACGAAUGUGAGUCUAAAAGCUCUCGAGUUCGUUACACUCGAGAAGAGAUUCUGGCUGUUAGGAAAAAUCCAGCCUCUCUAAUUGGGUUUUCGGAUGAGUUUUCUCGAUUAAAUGCUUCCGUUAUGCGUUCGACUCGCGUAAGAGCUAGACCCAAUUCAUUCUCCAAAACUCAGGGAAGCGAGAAAACUCGAGAUGCUUCCAGCAUCGUUCUUGGCCCUCAAAAACGUACAUGGAACACGGGUUGUCACGUCUCUCAACAGCCUCAGGGCCGUGAAGUGUCAGAUACAAACAAUUUUACUCGUUGGCCUAAAUACAAUUCAGAAAACCGAUCUUACGACAAGCAGCAUUGUAAAGCAACUAAUGAGUACAAAAGAGAGUAUCGAUCCAAUGAUAUUCGUUCCUCAGCUCGGGGUCGUGGUUCGGGGAGACAUGCUGACGGCGUACCGUUCAUCAAAAACCACAAUAGAGAGGAACGUCACAGUCAUGACCGUCGAGUUUCUUGUUCAUACAGUGACGAUGAACCUGAGUGGUUUGCAGAAGGUCCUACUACAGUUAAUGAAACAAUUGAACUCGGAGGGAUUUUAGAGGAAACAGUGGAAUGCGAUUUACCAAGAAAGUGCUUAGAAAUGGAAAAUGAUUUUUCGCAAGUUAAUGAUAGUUUAGUUCCAAGUACAAACAAUUGUCUUGAAAAUGUCUUUGAUAACAAGACUUUGGAAGUUGGGAGUCAUGCAUUCCUCGAACAGUCAAACAAACCCACAACCAACAUAGUCGAUCAAUUGGUAUCCGAUAAUCAAGGAAGUCGUUUUAAACAUCUGUUUCAAAAGAAUGAGAUAUCAGAUGAAAACAGGCUUCCAAACAAUACUUACUCUAAUAAAUCUGCUUCUUUAGAUAAUAUUAACGAACAGCUACUUAGAUUGCUAAAAGGUUCCUGUGGCAGUCCUUCUACUCGUCUCACUUCUGAGAAGAAUACUGCUCUUCAGGUCGAAAAUAAACUUCGUACAAUUCUACUUGGACAUGGUGCUGCUAACCCAGCAAAUGUCGAACCUGUUCAAAGUGAUUUCGUCGAAUCGAAACCAAAAGUUCUGACUGUUGAAGAAAUUGAAGCCCAACUUAAAUUGUCUCAGGGAGAUUCAAUCGAAAUUAACGAGUCAGUUGAUUUGAUUGUUGAUCCUCCUAAUCAUUAUUCGGAUCUCAUUAAUGGUCAAGUCACUAAUUCUCAUGGUAUACCUAUUGGCUCAUCAAAAAACUGCAAUCAAAUUCCUCACUCGGAAACGACUUGCAAUCUGGUACCUAUUUUGCAAUCACUAAUGAUCAAAAAACAGCAAAAAUCCGUUUACCCUCAAUCUACGAAUCCGCAGAACUCACACUUGCCUUUUGGACUGGUUUCAAAUAUUAUGGAUAACGCCGUGUUAUCGGGUCCAUCUACUAAUCAAUUACAAACCCCAGGUAUCCCGCUUGAUUUGGCCUGUGAUGGUGAUCUGCCUUCAAAUGGUAUAUUUAUUUCCGUAAAAUCACCUUUUAGGUUACUUUCGCCAACUUUGGAAUGGUACAAAAGAUGUUGCUAGUCAUCCAAGGCCACAGCUGCGUCCCCUAGUUUUGUGUCCUGAUGCGUCUAGAUUUCAGCCUGUUAACACUGACUCAGGACCGCCUAGAAGACCAAUAGUUAAAGCUCAACAAAAUAUUUUUUCCAAUUACAACCCAAAUGAGCAAGCACCGAACUCUACAUUCAAUUCGCCAGUCCAGCAAUAUGCUAAUCAUCGCCUACUUGAUACGAACAUGAAGCAGUUUUACCUCAGUGGUAAUGAAUCGUCGAAUGUAAAUAAUUCUCAUGAGUCUUUAUCCUGUUCAAAACAAAACUAUAAAAAUUUGUUGUCGUUUCAAAGUCCAAGCCCAUCACUGGCGUCAUCUAUCACUUGCAACAAAAAUCCCUAUGCUCAGUACCCAAAAUAAGGCAAAGUGAGAACUGUACAUAGUCUAAUUUUCUUCAGAAGAUUGCGAUAUACUUGUUUACAUUAUUACUUAAUUUUAUCAAUACUUUUCUGUGAAUAUUUUUCUUUAUAUUGAAAACCCAGCAACAGAUCCUCUUUGGUUUUCCGAAAUUGCACUGCAGAUGUGCUUAGUUUAUUCUCAUUUUGCCUUAUUUUUCUGAAUGACCACAAUUGAUGCAUUUCUUUCAAACAGUCUCAUGUUUUGUUGUUACUAAAGUUUGAAAAUGAAAAAAAAACUAUUUCUCGAAUGCGUGCUUGUCCACAAAAACAAAUUUGUCUCAGUAAACGGAAGUUAAGUCAAACAUUUUUCGUAAUUGAAGUAAACUGGUAUUCUGGGCU